Stegostoma tigrinum is the source of this 1239-nucleotide messenger RNA. RefSeq names its product LIM domain only 1 (gene lmo1). Gene Ontology annotation, cellular component: nucleus. The record is from RefSeq and is a predicted model, not a curated record. The transcript is spliced from 5 exons. Bases 459 to 926 code for a protein of 155 amino acids. Gene Ontology annotation, biological process: positive regulation of transcription by RNA polymerase II. Lineage: Eukaryota; Metazoa; Chordata; Chondrichthyes; Orectolobiformes; Stegostomatidae. Gene Ontology annotation, molecular function: DNA-binding transcription factor binding; transcription coactivator activity.
GCACACUCCUUAAAUGGGCUUUUGUAUUUCUCAGAAUUAAUGAGAAAAGUUCCCUUGCCCUAGGGGUAAUUAGUGUCCUUGGAGUUAAAUAAGCUAAAACUUAGACACCUCUGGCACAGGCAAUUAUGUUUGUGUAUUGAAUAAUUGAUUCGGGGGCUGCUAAUCAGAUAUGAGCAUAAUGAAUUGAUUUAAUUAACCAGGGAACCUGAGGAAUACUGGGAAAUGUGUGCAUUUAUUCGCCAGCCAGGGACCCUAAAGGGUACAGAACCACAUAAAUUGGAGGAAAAGGCUGCUGGUGGCUGUUUGCCGGCUUUUGAGAGCGGCUGAGUGUGAUUUUUCUUCCUAGGUACCGGCUGUUGAAGGCAGAAGAUUGUCAGCAGUUCAGCCAGCGAUUCUCGUUCGCUGGAGACGCUGAGGAGGGAGCGCCGUGCCCCGGACUCCGCUGCGUCCAGAGGACGAUGGUACUUGACAAGGAGGAAGGUGUACCAAUGCUUUCUGUACAACCAAAAGGAAAGCAGAAGGGUUGUGCUGGCUGCAGUCGCAAGAUCAAGGAUCGUUACCUGCUAAAGGCACUGGACAAAUACUGGCACGAAGACUGUCUAAAAUGUGCCUGUUGUGACUGCCGCCUUGGAGAAGUUGGAUCAACGCUGUACACAAAAGCAAACCUAAUUCUCUGUCGUAGAGACUAUUUAAGGCUUUUUGGUACCACAGGAAAUUGUGCAGCAUGCAGUAAACUGAUCCCUGCCUUUGAGAUGGUGAUGAGGGCCCGUGAAAAUGUCUACCACUUGGACUGUUUUGCCUGUCAGCUCUGUAAUCAGAGGUUUUGUGUAGGUGACAAAUUUUUUCUGAAGAAUAACAUGAUCCUCUGCCAAAUGGACUAUGAAGAAGGGGCAAUGAAUGGAAGUUUCUCAUCACAAGUUCAAUGACUUGCCCAUGGCCUUCGAAAGUGUUGUGGGAUGUUCAACACUUAAACAAAAACGGAAAGCAUCUGUCAGCUUGCUUGUGACACUUCAGUUAGUCCAGAAUGGAUUAAAGUAACUUUCUCCAACACUGAGCAGUUAAGAUUUUAGAUGCACAGCUGUGCUGUUUAGCUGGGCAGUGCUUUGCCUGUAUGUUUUGUGAUGUUGGGUCCGGGAGGGUAUGUACAGUGUUUCUGUAUAUAUAAACUGGAACAUUUAUUUUACAUAAGUGUAAUGCAAUUUUAUUAUUACUGGUGUGCAUUAAAGAAAAUUAAAUGUU